UGCAACCUCAUACAUCGUGUGUUGUCAUUAGGAUCCCAAUUAUUCACAUUUAUUUAUAGUGCAGAGUAGAACAAGUAAUAUGUUUUGCAUACCAACAACCAACAGCCAUUUAUCACAAAACACACGGGAGCCUCUGCGGUACCAAAAAACAACCAACAGCCGUCACUCUCGCCCCCACGUAAACCUGCAAUAAAGUACAAAAGGCCACAGUCCGACCUCCAAUCACAACCCCAACCACAGCCAUAAAAUAUAUCAAUCCCACCGCCCGUCCUACCAUCUCCUCCCUAUUGUUUAAGCUUCCAAUCACAGAACAAACCAAAACUACCAACAAGGCGUUCCCAUGUGUUCAUCCACCUUUCCCACAACCUUCCCUCAGCUUCCAAUCCAAUCCCCUCGAUUUGCCACUCUCAUUGAGCCAAAAACUCUCUCUCUCUCUCGUAUCUCCUGUAGUCUUUCCAUUCUGAUGCCCCAGUCUUUAUAAAUGAACAUCCAUAACAGGACCAUACUUUUUCCCUAUCCCACACUUCUGAAUAUAAAGUCCAUGCCUAAACCUCCUUCCACCUCUCCCCACCCCUAAAUCUGACAUCUUGUUCACCAUGAUCCUUUCCCACUUUCUGAACUCAAAAAGCCCUUUGAGAGCCUAAACUUUCUUUUUGGUGUAAUCUCUCUCUCUCUCUCUCUCUCAAGCCUAAUGCCUCGAACUCCGUCCCACUCUGUGAGCCCAAAAACGAUUUAAGAACCUAAAUCUCCUUUUUUUUCGUAUCAUAUUAGUUUCUCUCGAUCACCAUGGCCUUUGAGGAGGGACCAGACUUCAACCUCACAACCUACCACCACAGCCUCUUGGAUUGGUCAGAGGACUCCAUCUCCUUCGUCCCCUCCUUCCUCGAUUACCCCUACACCCUCCACGAUGCCAUUGCCGGCUACGAAUGCUGGACUCGGGACCAAGACCAAGCCAACCUCAUCCACACUCCCCCGUCCACCACCCCCGCGGUCGCCCCUCCCACCACCAGCCCCCCAUCGCUCCCUCAACCUGAAUUCUCCAAGAAAAGGAAGCUACCCACCAGUCCAACCCCCCUCGACAAGGCGGCAGCUCACGAGAACCGCCGGAGGACGGUCGCUGACUCUGGCGACGAGGGCGAUGGGGUGUCCGAGGAAGACGCCGAGAUCGCCCGGAAGCAGGGGAAUGGGAGGAAGGGAGAGAGGAAGGGGAAUGGAGGGAAUUCCGGCAAUGGGAAUAAGGAGGUGAGGUGGGCCGAGCAUUUGCUGAACCCCUGUGCCACCGCCAUCGAGGCGGCCAACUACUCGAGGGUCCACCAUUUAUUAUACGUUCUCCGCGAGCUCGCCUCCACCUCCGGCGAUGCCAACCACCGCCUCGCCGCUUAUGGCCUACGCUCCCUCACCCGCCACCUCUCCUCCGCCGGGAUCGCGGCGGCGGUGGGCGUCCCCGCCCAGGGAAGCGGCCCGGCCGAUGACUCCCCGUCCUUCGCUUCGACGGAGCCGAAGCUCUUCCGGUCGGCGAUCAUCAAAUUCCACGAGGUCAGCCCCUGGUUCGCGCUCCCCAACUCCCUCGGCAACGCCUCCAUCCUCCAAGCCGUAACCCUAGAUUCCAACCAGCGGCCGCGGCCCCUCCACGUGGUGGACGUCGGCGUCUCCCACGGGAUUCAGUGGCCAACGCUCCUCGAUGCGCUGAGUCGCCACCCAGGUGGCGUCCCCGCCCUCGUCCGCAUCACCGUCGCCGGUGCUGCCACCCCGCCUGGGCCCUUCUCGGCGGCGCCGUUGGGGUACGACUUCUCCUCCCACCUUCUCCGCUACGCCAAGUCCAUCGACCUCAACCUCCGGAUCGACCGCGCCGACACCCUCGAGCCCCAAACCAUGUCUCUCGCCCGCAGCGAGACCCUGGUGGUCUGCGCCCAGUUCCGGGUGGGCCACGGCGGGCCGGACGACCGGACAGCGUUCCUCCGGUCGGUGAGGGAACUAAAUCCCGACCUAGUGGUGCUGGCCGAGGUCGACGGCGGCGGCGCCGGCGAGACCGAUGGCAGAUUCCCGGCGGAGUUCGGAAGGAGGUCGGGGUUGUUGUGGAAGUUCCUGGACUCGACGAGCGCGGCGUUUAAGGGGAGGGACUGCGCGGAGCGGCGGGUGGUGGAGGGGGAGGCGGCGAGGAUUUUGGAGUGGGGUGCGGCAGCGGACGAGGGGUGUGAGCGGUGGCGGGGGAGGAUGGUCGGCCUAGGGUUCCGGGAGGAAUGGUUCGGGGAGGACGCGUUGGAGGCAGGGCGGGCGCUGCUGAGGAAGUACGACGGCAACUGGGAGACGAGGAUGGCGGGCGCCGCGGUGGGGCUCUGGUGGAAGGGCCACCGCGUCUCCUUCUGUUCCCUGUGGAAGCCCCACACCAGAAGCCAGUGAGAGGAGGCCCCGGUGUAACGACCGUAACGGCCAUGAUGGGGCUCCUCGAGGUUUCACGUGAUCUUCGGCAUCACUGCCGUUCGCUCGGUGGCCCUUUGUCAUAUGUUAUGAUGCCGGCGAAGAGGAGGCCUGAAUCUAAUCUUCUUGUGGCACAAGAUUAUCAAGAUGUAGCUGUGUGUAGCGUUUGCCCUUUCGCGUGAGCCGGUGACGGUGAGGUAACUUCAAUCAGCUUUGGUGGAAGUGUCAUGGGCCGCAGCAUGAUCCGAUGAAUAACAUUACUCAUCAAGCUAUGAUCAAAAUGUAUCUUGCUUAUUGAUUUCCAUCUCAAGCUUUCACAUGAUCCACGACAUCACUGCCGUCCACUUGGUGGUGUCUCUUGUAUGUGAUAUAAUGCUGGCGAAGAGGAGAGCUGAAUCUGAUCUACCGCUGUGUGGUACGAGAUAAAUAAGAAAAACAAAAACCUUAGUUUUGCG
This is a messenger RNA of Elaeis guineensis (African oil palm), 2873 nucleotides long. RefSeq names its product protein NODULATION SIGNALING PATHWAY 1. NCBI's taxonomy places the organism in Eukaryota, Viridiplantae, Streptophyta, Magnoliopsida, Arecales, Arecaceae. The record is from RefSeq and is a predicted model, not a curated record.